Capsicum annuum is the source of this 940-nucleotide messenger RNA. Its product is annotated as UDP-galactose/UDP-glucose transporter 5B-like. Gene Ontology annotation, molecular function: 3'-phosphoadenosine 5'-phosphosulfate transmembrane transporter activity. Gene Ontology annotation, biological process: transmembrane transport. Gene Ontology annotation, cellular component: endoplasmic reticulum membrane; Golgi membrane. The record is from RefSeq and is a predicted model, not a curated record. NCBI's taxonomy places the organism in Eukaryota, Viridiplantae, Streptophyta, Magnoliopsida, Solanales, Solanaceae.
AAAAUAAAAAAACUACUCAUCCUUAAAACAUUUCCUUCUCUAAGACUUUGAGUACGGAGAAACACUGUUGAGAGCGUUGUUUCCUUAAUACGCCUGUAGCACGCUAAUUAAUCGGGACUUCAAUAUGAACAUAACGCAUAACACUGAAUGAAAAAACAAAAAUAAAAAAUACACACACAUGUCCCACCCAACUGACGUGCCCUGACACUAUAGAACUUGCAUAAAGUUCAAAAAAAUACCAAAAUUUUCAUACAAUAAAAAAGGAAAAGCGAGAAGAGGAAAGCGUAAAAUCGCCGGCGAUUUGCUCUGACAUCUUCAUAUUAUUAAAGGGAAUCUCCUCUUCUCUUCGCUUCCGAAAAGUUCUCUCUCUCCUUGGUAGAGUUGAACUCUAUUCUCAAGUUUCUUCUUCCAAGGUUAGCUAUACAUUUCUCAUCUUGGGCUUAAUUCGUUGAUUGGAUGGGAUAUGGCAGAACCACUUUGGUUGCCGUUGAAGGAGAAUAGGAUAGCACAAGCAACUUUUGCGGUGGUUGGAAUCAUGUCUACUCUCGUCAUUUAUGGCAUUUUACAGGAAAAGAUCAUGAGAGUUCCCUACGGACCGAACAAAGAAUAUUUUUCAUAUUCAUUGUUUCUUGUCUUUUGCAAUCGGAUUACCACCUCUGCGGUCUCUGCUGGAGUUUUACUGGCAAGUAAGAAGGCCUUGGACCCAGUAGCUCCACUCUAUAAAUAUGGUGUUGUUUCUGUUUCUAACAUCCUUACAACUACAUGUCAGUAUGAGGCUCUCAAGUACGUUAGCUUUCCUGUUCAAACCCUGGCAAAAUGUGCCAAGAUGAUACCUGUAAUGAUCUGGGGUGCUAUCAUUAUGCAAAAGAAAUACCAAGGACAGGACUAUCUUUUCGCAUUCCUAGUAACCAUGGGUUGUUCAUUAUUUAUUCUGUAUCAG